Pteropus alecto (black flying fox) is the source of this 5176-nucleotide messenger RNA. RefSeq names its product transcription termination factor 1 (gene TTF1). NCBI's taxonomy places the organism in Eukaryota, Metazoa, Chordata, Mammalia, Chiroptera, Pteropodidae. The coding region runs from base 944 to 3226 and encodes 760 amino acids. The transcript is spliced from 11 exons. The record is from RefSeq and is a predicted model, not a curated record.
CCGCGCAGAAAGAGCUGCUUUUGCAAAUUCUCUGCCAGUGAAAAGGCACAUGGUGUAUUCUAGGAACCGAAAGAGGGCAGGGUCUCUGAAACCCAGAGAGAAAUGAGAGCUGGACAGGUAGGCGUGGACCAGGCCGCAUCACGAAGGGCAUGGUCGGUCUACAGGGUGUUGGGAUUUAAGAAUAACGGGAAACCAUUAAAAGUUUAUAGCGAGAGAUGACUAUAUUUAAAAGAUGCUGAGUUCAAGAAACCAGGCGAAGCUUAAGAGGUAUUUACAAAAUAGAAACUGACGUAAGGUAGAAGAACAUUUAAAGGAAUCAUCGCCUCCGUUUGUCGUUACUAAGAGGUCCUGAAAGAUGGUCCAGGAUGGUGUUUUUUGAAUGUGGUGGCCUGAGGGUCACAGGCACUUACUGGAGCAGUCUCAGGGGAAUUGUCGGGGUGGGAGCUACAAAGAAGUGGGUUAAGAAGUGGAUGGAAGGUGAGGACAUAGAGCAAUUUCUCUCUUAAGAAAUUUCGCUGUGAAUGGGGAGGAAAGAGAAUAGGCAGGUGGGGCCUUAGGGUUAUAGGAUGGUCGCCACCUUUGUUUUGUUUCGUUUAACUUGGAAGAGUCUAGAGAUUGUCAGGGUGUUGCUGGGAGGGAGCCGGGGCAGUGGAAGAGGCUGAAGAUGCAGGAGAGAGAGGGGUUACCUGAUGCAUUGUGGUUCCUCUGAGAACGUCGGGCAGGAGGACGUCGGGAUCCAGCAGCACACGCGUGCCACGUGGCCUCUGACGGGAGAAGGGUCACUGGUGUGAUAAAAGAGCAAGAGAGAAGGGGAUACAUGCAGGCAGGCUUGCUCGGUUUCGAGGGUAACGUAUUUCUUGUCUAGUGUGCGUGAGGUCAUAGCAAGUUAGUCCGCUGCACUGAGAAGGAAGAAUGAAAUUAGAAGUUUGUCGAGAGGAAUAAAAUGGAAGGAGACUCGAGCAGAUCAGAAAUCCACACUCCCGUUUUUGACAAGAAAAAGAAAAAGCAUUCUGUGUGUAAGGAAAGGCAUCGGAGGCAUUCCCAUGAAAAUUCCAGAGACUCCCCGCUGGCACGCGAACUCUCUCACAAACCGAAGAAGAAAAAAAAGAGAAAGGGUUUUCAGCAAAUGGUUUCUUCUCCUUUGAAAACAUCAGAAAUCUGUGAUGAGUCUGAAAAGGCCACUUGCACAGUCAAAAAGAGGAAAAAGAGAAGAAAUAGUGCCUUAGGGGGACCAGACGAGACAGGCGGCGUGUACGUCAUGACGGACAAAGAAAACAUCGAGAGCAGGCCGAAGACUUUUAGAAGGAAUGUCGACGUCGUUUAUGUCGACAUGAGCAAGGGACACAAGUCAACCCGAGAGCCCGAAGCAGAGGAAGCGCAUUCCGUCACUAAGCGACAUAAAAAAGAAUCAGAGGAACGGCAUAAUAAAAUUAGGGAGAAAAAGAAGAAGAAGCGUCGGCUGGAAGCUGCGUCCCACGAUGCAGAUGCUGGGUGGGAAGGCCCGCCCCAGCCCGAGUCUCAUGAGCCGGAGUCCCUGCUUCCUGUGGGCCUGGAAGGCGAAGUCACACCACCGCCAGGGUCUGCCCAUAAAAAGAAGUCUAAGAAAAGAAAGAGAAAAUUUUCAGACGCCCAGGAAAGUGAGACACUGACCGUGCCCGAGAGUCUCGAGAACGUGAACGCUGAAGGGUCACACGUGGUCCGUGAGGUGGGGACUGCAGAAGGCGGGAUGGGACCCAGCAGGAACAGGAAAAAGGCUAAGAAAAGAAGGCGGAGGUCUUCCGGCGGAAGUGCCCUGCCGUGUGCUGGCGACCCCCCAGGGCGCAGCGCCCGCUCCGAGGACCCGCUCUUUGAGUCCCUGGAAGGUAAUGGUUGCUUGAUUGAAGAAAGGGCGAGACCCAGGCCACACGAGGAGGAAACCCAGGCGCGGUCGCAAGAGGUGCAGAGGUUUGAACCUGCAGACGAAGAAGAAAGCAACGUGGAGUCGGCCAGAGAUUCUGAAGCAAAGCUUUCCUCGGAAGAUCCGAGAGAUUCGGACGGUUCGGACGUGGACCUGGAUUCCGCCGUGCGGCAGCUGCAGGAGUUCAUCCCCAGCAUCAGGGAGCGGGCCGCCACGACGAUCAAGCGCAUGUACCGGGAUGACCUGGGACGGUUCAAAGAGUUUAAAGCGCAGGGCGUCGCCAUCAAAUUUGGCAAGUUUUCCGUAAAGGAAAAUAAGCAGUUAGAGAAGAACGUGCAGGAAUUCCUCUCGCUGACGGGAAUUGAGACCGCAGACAAGCUGCUGCACACAGACAGGUACCCAGAGGAGAAGGCGGCGAUCACCGACCUGAAGCGGAGAUUUGCGUUUCGGCUGCACAUCGGUAAAGGCAUCGCCCGGCCCUGGAAACUCGUGUACUAUCGGGCGAAGAAGAUGUUCGACAUCAAUAAUUACAAAGGCAGGUAUAGCAAGGGAGACACCGAGAAGUUGAAGGUCUACCAUGCCCUCCAUGGCAACGACUGGAAAAAGAUUGGGGAGUUGGUGGCUCGAAGUAGCCUCUCCGUCGCCCUGAAGUUCUCCCAGAUUGGCAGUGAAAGAAAUCAUGGUGCCUGGAGUAAGGUGGAAACUCAGAAGCUCAUCAAGGCUGUCGAAGAAGUGAUUCUAAAGAAAAUGUCCCCCCAGGAUUUAAAAGAGGUGGAUUCUAGACUCCAAGAAAACCCCGAAGGCUGCCUGUCAAUCGUUCGGGAAAAACUAUACAAGGGCAUAUCUUGGGUAGAAGUAGAAGCUAAAGUGGAAACGAGAAAUUGGAUGCAGUGUAAAAGUAAGUGGACGGAAAUUCUAACCAAGAGGAUGACAAAGGGUCGGGACAUCUACCGAGGCCUCAACGCCCUGCGGGCCAAGAUCAACUUGAUUGAAAGAUUGUAUGAAAUCAAUGUGGAAGAUGCUAACGAAAUAGACUGGGAAGACCUUGCCAGUACCAUAGGUGAUGUUCCUCCAUCUUACGUUCAAACAAAAUUUUAUAAGCUGAAAGCUACCUGUGUUCCGUUUUGGCAGAAGAGGACUUUUCCAGAGAUUAUAGACUACCUUUACGAGACGAGUCUACCUUUGCUCAAGGAAAAGCUGGAGAAGAAGAUGGAGAAGACGAACACAGAGCUCCAGACUCCUGCAGCGCCCAAGCGCGUCUUCCUGUUCCGAGACAUCUUUUACUGUGACGACGACAGCGAGGGAGAAGACGCAGGCGAGAAAAGUUGACUGGACGGCCCCGUUUCUCGUCCGUUUUCUAGGUUCGGUCGUGUUCGCGUGCACGUGUCAGUAAAGCCCUUGUCUGUGUUGACGUUUGUUAAGAAGAUGCAGUGGCUUAAGGAAGGGUACGAGAACGGCACCUCGUGUGGUGGAGUAUUAAAAACGGACUGACGUCCACAGUCAAGUUCGUUCGAACGUGAAGAGGAGCAUAUGAGUCGAUUGAAUACUUCUGUACCGUUACACUGAAAACGGAACUAAAGGUUUUUACGGCAGCAGCAUCCCAAGCGCCCCUAACGCAGCGGAGGCCAGAGUCACGUCCUGCGCACGUUUCGUUAUGUGGGUUCAACUACACGUGCGCGCAGCAGCAGAACGUUGACAAGUUCAAACACACAGGCCGCUAUGCUCUCUGCCUUUCCUGCCGUGCGCGUGCGCGUUCGCACCAUGUGUGUUAGGGGAGCGUCGGAAGGAGGUUGCGACCCUGCCCUUCCCCUACACUGGUUUCGGUUCCCCUGUGCGUGUCACGUCUCGUCUUCCGAAGCGCCAUUCUAGCAUUCAAAGACGUGUGUUUUUCGUGCAAGAUGCCCUCUCAGAGCCAGUCACUGACUUCAUCUGCUGUUCAGCUGAGAAAAAAGGAAAAACAAAACAUCUACACUCUCUUGCAUCGCUCCCAGAAGAACUGGCUCUGUCAGACUUACUGAGAGACGCGCCAUGGAUCUCAGGCGCAGCUCAUGCCUUACGGAAUUGCAAGGCUGAUUUUCACGGCGGGCUGUGCCAUCAGUCAGGAGAGCAAAAGCGCUCCAAACACAGAAGGAUUUAGCGUAAGGCUUUAGGGUACAAAAUCGUUACACAGGAUGAAGGGGCGAACGGGAAGGGUUGAAUCACCCAGCCACGGGGCGCCGAGGGGAAGCGCUGCAGCCCUCUACCCCCCACACACCUCCUCACACCCCCCAGCCCCGGCCCACACCAACCCGCCUCCUGUGCUGCCUCCCCAAACUCUGGGCUGUCGGCCACUGCCUCCCUUGCAAGAGCCUGUGCAGCUGUGUCCCUUCUCUUCUCUGCGACCCCAGCAAGAACCCACGUGUCCUUGAAAUACAGUGGCUUCUGUCCCCCGUCUCCCUUCUAGUUUCUCACAAGUGCCUCCCCUUAGCAGGACUCAACUGGCAAGGAAAUCAAGGUUCCAGGUGUCUAGGUAUAGGGGACAGACAGCACAGGAAGGAAAGCGUGGGCAGACAGGAAACCAUAGCCAGCGAUGUCACCAGCUGUGCCAAGAUGCAACUCCGCUGUCCCCUGAGCUUUCUCUCUGAUGUCAUUUGUGUUGCAUCAUGAUACGUGCAAUUGGUUAAUCCAUCUACAGAGCCAGACGCUGUCCCAAACCUGCCACGAUUGGAGAAGGAAGACGAGGAGUCCUUGGUCGCCACGUAUCCCCAGCACCCAAAACAGUGUCAUGCAAAUUAUAGACACUCAGUAAAUGCUUAGUGAGCAAAAGCAUGUUCCGUUUUUAGCAAGCAUUUUGCCUUCAGUCACCUCCUGUCUGUCAAACAUACAAGUCUCUGUGCCGAUGGGAACACAGAUCGUACGCUGCUCCGGGAGGACAAUCUGGUAAAGUAUGUCUGAGCCUUAAGAAUGUACAUACUCCACGCUCCAGUAAUUUCACUUGUAGGAUUUAAGGAAAUAAUAGAACUAGUGUAUAAAAUGGCACAUUCAUAACAUGAAAACUAGAAAAAGCUGUAAAUGAUCCUUAAUAGGAAAUUCAUUAAAUAACAAUAUAUUCCCGAAAUGGAAUAACACGCAAUAAUUAAAAAUGAUGAUAGGUUUGGUUAACUCAAGAAGAGGUGAACAAUAUUAUCAACUGGAACAUUUCAGAAGAGUAUAUCUAUUUUCUCAAUUUUGUAACAGUCAAAAAAAAAAAAAGGAAAUUGUGUUCAUACAGAUGCAUUAAAAUGUGUGGAAGGAAUUAAA